AGCCUAAGGCCGCUGCACUAAUGAGAAGCUGAGCUCUCAGAUUUUUGCCUCCCUGUCCCUGCCAAGUCGCUGUUUCCUGGGACAAGAGGCAGCCUCACUGAAACGAAUUCCGGUCUCAGGGGACAGAAUCCUGAAACCCUGGCUCUGGAGUCCGGGGCAGGGGUGCGCUGCCUCAGGACAGACGGGGAAACUGAGGUCCAGAGCCAGGCAUCCACCGCCUGCGGAGGAGAACAAGAACGCGGCGCGUCCUGCCUUGCGGGCCAAGCGGCGCCAGAGCCGCCUCCUCCCGCCCCCCGCGCUGGAUCCCCCCGCCCCGUCUUUGCCCUCGCGAAGCCGCCACCUCCGGAACAAGCCAUGGUGGCGGCGACGGUGGCAGCGGCGUGGCUGCUCCUGUGGGCUGCGGCCUGCGCGCAGCAGGAGCAGGACUUCUACGACUUCAAGGCGGUCAACAUCCGGGGCAAACUGGUGUCGCUGGAGAAGUACCGUGGAUCGGUGUCCCUGGUGGUGAAUGUGGCCAGCGAGUGUGGCUUCACAGACCAGCACUACCGAGCCCUGCAGCAGCUGCAGCGGGACCUGGGUCCCCACCACUUCAAUGUGCUCGCCUUCCCCUGCAACCAGUUUGGCCAACAGGAGCCUGACAGCAACAAGGAGAUUGAGAGCUUUGCCCGCCGCACCUACAGUGUCUCAUUCCCCAUGUUUAGCAAGAUUGCAGUCACCGGUACUGGUGCCCAUCCUGCCUUCAAGUACCUGGCCCAGACUUCUGGGAAGGAGCCCACCUGGAACUUCUGGAAGUACCUUGUAGCCCCAGAUGGAAAGGUGGUAGGGGCUUGGGACCCAACUGUGUCAGUGGAGGAGGUCAGACCCCAGAUCACAGCACUCGUGAGGAAGCUCAUCCUACUGAAGCGAGAAGACUUAUAACCACUGCGUCUCCUCCUCCACCACCUCAUCCCGCCCACCUGUGUGGGGCUGACCAAUGCAAACUCAAAUGGUGCUUCAAAGGGAGAGACCCACUGACUCUCCUUCCUUCACUCUUAUGCCAUUGGUCCCAUCAUUCUUGUGGGGGAAAAAUUCUAGUAUUUUGAUUAUUUGAACCUUACAGCAACAAAUAGGAACUCCUGGCCAAUGAGAGCUAUUGACCAGUGAAUCACCAGCCGAUACGAACGUCUUGCCAACAAAAAUGUGUGGCAAAUAGAAGUAUAUCAAGCAAUAAUCUCCCACCCAAGGCCUCUGUAAACUGGGACCAAUGAUUACCUCAUAGGGCUGUUGUGAGGAUUAGGAUGAAAUACCUGUGAAAGUGCCUAGGCAGUGCCAGCCAAAUAGGAGGCAUUCAAUAAACAUUUUUUGCAUAUAAACCAAAAAAUAACUUGUUAUCAAUAAAAACUUGCAUCCAACAUGAAUUUCCAGCUGAUGAUAAUCCAGGCCAAAGGUUUAGUUGUUGUUAUUUCCUCUGUAUUAUUUUCUUCAUUACAAAAGAAAUGCAGGUUCAUUGUAAAAAUCCAAACAAUACCUCAUGAUAUUAAAUAAAAAUGAAAGUAUCCUCCUCA
This is a messenger RNA of Pongo pygmaeus (Bornean orangutan), 1544 nucleotides long. It is a transcript of the gene GPX7, whose product is annotated as glutathione peroxidase 7. The coding region runs from base 355 to 918 and encodes 187 amino acids. Gene Ontology annotation, molecular function: glutathione peroxidase activity. The record is from RefSeq and is a predicted model, not a curated record. NCBI's taxonomy places the organism in Eukaryota, Metazoa, Chordata, Mammalia, Primates, Hominidae. The transcript has 3 exons. Gene Ontology annotation, biological process: response to oxidative stress.